AGAGGAGUAUAGCAUCAUCCACCAAUACCACAUGAACUCAUUCUUAGGAGAUUUCCCACAAUCUCUCUCAUCUCUUGAUGAUACUACCACUUGUUAUAACUUUGAUGCUUCUUGUGAUGAUGAUUUGCUCGAAGAGAAACCUUCAAAGAUCCUCAAGACCACUCACGUAUUACCAAAGUUAUAUCCAUGUCCUUCUUACAAUCCUCCUCCACAAUCUCAGCCACCUUCUAGAAUUCUUUCUUUCGAAAAGACAGGAUUGAAAGUAAUGAAUCACAACUCUCCGAACUUAAUAUUUAGCCCCAAGAAAGAAGUUGGAUCACCAGAUCUGAUAACAAGAGGGACAAAGAGGGCUCAACCCUUAACUCGAAGCCAAUCAAAUGCUCAAGAUCACAUACUCGCUGAGAGAAAACGCAGAGAAAAACUUACUCAAAGAUUUGUAGCUCUUUCCGCCCAGAUUCCUGGUCUAAAGAAGAUGGACAAGGCUUCAGUGUUGGGAGAUGCAAUAAAGCAUAUAAAGUACCUCCAAGAGAGUGUGAAAGAGUAUGAAGAACAAAAGAAAGAAAGAACAAUGGAAUCAAUGGUUCUUGUGAAAAAAUCUCAGCUGGUUUUGGAUGAAAAUUAUCAAUUAUCCUCAUCUUCCUCUGAUGGAAAUCGUGACUGCUCGAGCUCGAAUCUUCCAGAGAUGGAAGUUAGGGUUUCAGGAAACGAUGUUCUUAUUAAGAUCCUAUGCGAGAAGCAAAAUUGUAAUCUGAUCAAGAUUAUGAGUGAGGUUGAAAAGCUUGGUUUGUCUAUCACCAACAGCAGUGUCUUGCCAUUUGGACCCACUUUCGACAUCUCUAUCAUCUCUCAGAAGACGAGCAAUUUUGAUAUGAAAGUUGAGGACGUUGUGAAGAGCUUGAGUUGUGGUUUAUCAUAGUUGAUGUGAUUGGUUCCAUAUUGCAUAUCUACUCACAUUCCUCAACGAUUUCUACGACCCAAGAAUCUAAAAUUGAUUUUACAUGAAAGUGUUUUUUAGUUGAUUGAUUGUUUUUUAGUUGAUUGAUUUGUAUGAAGGUUCCUAAGUCAUUUGUAGAACCUUUUCUUGUUGUUUAAAUGUCCAUAACACACCAAUAUGUCAUCAAAGUUUAGUAGACAUAAAAAAAAUUUCGCGGCUACUUGAUUAUUUCUUGCAGUUUAAAGCAUUUCGUUAAAUUUAUGGAUGUCAUUCUUUUACUUAUCAGUUUUCUUGUUAACCAAACAUAUUAGUUGUAAAUUUUCUAAAAAAACGUUCUAAGUGGCCGCCUAGACGAUGUACCGAUUACCUUCUAAACUGCAUAGAUAAUUACAGUAUAUAAUAAUAAAUAUUAUAUAGUUUAUUAUUCAUAAAUUAUAAUAAUUAAUAUAUUAUUAAAUAAUGAAAAUAAAAUAAUAUCAUUUAUGAAUAAUAAUAUUUAAUAUAAAAGAGUACAUAUAUUUAUUAUAUUUUUAUAAUUUAUAAACGCCUAAACCACUUAACUAAUAAUUUAGACGUCUGAUUAGUAGUUCUAAACGUUAAGCGCUGAGUCACUGUCCGCUUAGCGCAUAACACUUUCUUGAACACUGCAAAUUUAUAUGAAUUGGUACUGCAAAAAUUAGCUCGGAAAUUUAUGGUAAUACAAAUUUAUUUUCAAAAGCUGCAACCAAUAAGCCAUCCCUACAUAUAAAAAGAUAUUAAGUAUAUAUGGAUUUGCGUUUUCAUUUCUAAUCAUAAGUAUACACAAUUGGUUUUACAACAAGGUACUAUGACCAGUGGCAGAGCCAGCCACAAUUUUCAUUGGAGUCAUUUUAAUUCUAACACUAUGUUAUAGGGCUUACAUAAUUUUUCCUGUAAUGUUUCACUAGAUUUUUCAUUAAUAUAUAUAUAAAUUUUUUUUACCAGAAUUCAUUGGGGUCACAUGACCCCCUACCGUACUGGCAGCUCUGCCACUGACUAUAACAUUAUAAAGUAAAAGUUGGCUAGAUUAAAAGUCAUAAAGUAGACACCUUGAACCAGAUCUUUGAAGGACUGUUCCUUCGUGUGUGUGUGUGUUUUCUUUGAGCAAGGUAGUUUGAGCCAUGUAAUGAUCUUAACUUCUUCUCUUCUAUAAGCACCAGUAAUCUAUACACAGCACUAGUAAUCUUUAAAAGUAAUAUAUACUCAACUCAUGAGGUAAUGUUAUUAAAGUCUAUCUUAGCAGUCCACAUCAUUUUCUAUUAAUUUACAGAAGCACACCUAAAAUCAAAUAGAUUAAAUUUUUUAGGUAUAAGUUUAUAACAUUCACACAUUCUCAGAACGUACAUAUACACAGCUUUUCAAACAAAUAUAUAGAAAUUGAAUUCAAGGAAAAUUUAAAACUAAACUCACUUCAAUUUUUUAGACCUGAUUUCAGUUAAUUGUAAUUUCAACUCCCUUAAGUUUUUAAUUGACAUCCUAAUUAAUGGGAAAACGUAAAAAGUGAAAGGCAAACGAAACAAUUGAGUGGGAUAUUCCUUGAAAACAGGCCAGCAAAGGUGACAAUUUAUGGGUUAUUAAAUUGAAUUGAAAACGUGGGAUUUUCUCAUGUUCUCGGAAACAGUUUCAAGGAGGUCAAAUAAAUGUGACUACCAAUAAGUCAUAAACCUAACACUAAUCUUUUAGAUUCAUAAUUGCAUAGACCAAAUAAUGUCCUAAAUAUUGGGAGGAGGUUCUGCUGUGUCUUUGGUCAACAAAGAGGAGAGAGGUUUGUCCCAAGAAAAAAUGAGGAAAGAUGUUACAGUGGGAAAACAAGAUCUUAACUUACGAAAAUAAACCAAAACCUAUUUCAACUCAUGAAACAAGUAUUUAAAUUUCUAAUUUUCAUUCAAACAUUAAAUAAAUAUCUAAUUUUCAUUGACCAAAUUAAUUUAGCUACGUGGUUAGUUAACCACUAAAAUGUCAUUAGCAAAUACUCCAUCCGCUCCUUAAUGAUAGAUUUUUUAGAAAAAAAAAUAUUUCAAAAAGAUGUAUUUUUUUGUUUUCUAUGAAAAAAAUUAUAAUUUUCAAGAAAAUUAAUUGACUUUAUUGAAUUACUAUUAGUUAAAGUUAUUGAAAAUAUAAAACUAAACAAUACAUUUAUCAUGGUAGUUUAAUGUGUUUUCUUAGUAUGUGUGAAAAUAAUAAAAAGUCAAUUUUUUAUAGAAUAGAGGGAGUAACAUAUACGUUUAACAUCAUAAGAAGAAAUCAGCCAAAAAUACAACUUUCAAAUUCAAGCAAAAAACUCAAAACUUUAGUAAACUAUUUUAAUCUCUAAUUAUCAUUUAGACACUAAUAAGUUCCUUACUUAUUUGCCAUUCCAUUCCAUGUUUCGAGAUCAAUUGUUGAAUCUCGUUAACAAACGUUUAAACAUCUCUAGGUACAUCAGCAAUAUAACCGACUUAUUCUAACCGACUUAUUCUCCCUGCCCAAAUCUCGAAAUACUUUUUUUUGGGUUAAUCCUUGUUUCAAAGUGUAUUAAGGCUCUGAAUGGUAACUGCGGUUUGAGCGGUGCGGGACAAGCGGUUUAACUGCGGUGCGGUUUUAACAGUUAUAAGAAUGUAUAAAUAUAUGGUAUAUUUAGAGAUUUUUAUUACUGUUAACUGCGGUGCGAGGCAGGGCGGUUCGUAACAUUCGAAGCCUAAAUAUUUAACUGUCAUCUGAUACAACCACAUGUUUUAGCAUUCAUUUCCAUAUUUGAUAUAACCCUUUAUCGGUAUUAUGUCAUAAUGUUCUAAGUUUAGUCUAUGUACCCUCGUUGUUUGAGAUUGAGAGAUAGAUGGGAAAAAUAUUUUGAAUAUCUGAUUUGGAGAAGCGAAGAUAAAUUUAUAGAUUUGGAAAGGGGAUUUAGGUCAUUGAUACUAUGUAAUUAUGUAUGCUUAUUUCUUCUGAACGAUGUUGUUUUAAUGUUCAACAUGUGUUAAUGAAGUUUUGGCCGUAGAUUUUUUUUUUUGAACUAUCGUACAUUGGUUAACAUGUGUUAAUGAUGUUGUUUUAAAGCGAAGAUGAAUUUAUACAUGUUUUGGCCGUAGAUCAAACAUGUAUUUGGGCAGUUAGAUGAAGAAAAACAUCGACAAAAAAAUUAAUAAUUAAAAGUUUUAAAAAAUUUGGUAAAUUUUUCAUAUGACACUAACAAGCUUAAUUAGGACGUAACUAAAUUAGUUUGUUCAACAAAAUUAAUAUUAGUUGGAGAAUUUUUUAAUGCUUUAACCUUAUUUUCGUAAAUUGUUGUAUUGUUUAUCAUUUUUUCUUAUAUUGGGUGUAUUCUAUUGUCUUGCAAAUUAGUUAACCAAUAAAAUACUCACCAAGCUCAUUCGUGAAAUCAUAUAUAUAUAUGUUGGAAUUAAAGGAAGAAGACAAAACUGGGGAAGGCCCCUUGACAGUGAGUUUGAUUAAGACGAGCAUGAUUAACUUAAUGUGAGAAAGGAAAUGAUUGGUCCAAUCCAAACUCAAUAAUGAAAUAGUUUAUUCUUUUGUUGGACUAAAAUAUUUAAAUGUUAUUAGUAGUACUUUAUUAUUGUUGUUGGCCUUGCGGUAUAACAUGGAUAGAGAUGGUAAUGAUGGACUUGAACUGCGGGUAUGGCCUGUAAAGUACUGUCGCGGAAUGGUAUUGAGACUAGGCUUUGUAGGCCCGUAUAUUUGCGCGCAUUGUAGAAAUGAUCUUUGCAGGACUGGGACUUUUGCGGGAUGAGACGAAACGGGUCAUGCGAAAUUACAUGGACCUGUAUUUUUUUUUCAUUUCUUAUUUUACUUGAAAAAACGAGAGAGAAAGUGUGAGAAAAAAGCAAUUCUUGUGACUUUCCCCAAAAAAUAUAAGGAGUUCUAGCGAUGAUGAUUCGAGCUCCGGUGAUGAUGAUUCGAGAUCCGGCGAUGACGAUUCCAGCUCUAGCGAUGACGAUUCAAGUUCUGGUGGUGUUUUGAUUUGGUUUUCUCUUUUUAUUACACACAACUAUGAAUUGCUUUAUUAUAGUGUGGAAUUUCUUGUUUAAGUUGAUUGGUUUUGUUUUCAAUACUGUGAAAUUAUGUUUUUCUUAAAUUAAAUUUGGUUACGAUGAUGUUGUUUAGGAGAAAAAUUAGUUGUAUAUCAUGUCACUUGUAUAAAAAGUGAUUCACGAUUUUUUUUUUUGAAAUCCAAAUAAUUACAAAGAGAGAUGGUUUAAUGAAGACAUACAACACUUGAGCCAAGUUAUUACAAAGACAAUAACUCAAUCAGACAAAAUUAAUAAAAUCUUAUGCUGAUAACAAAAAAAAGCUUUUAACUCAAGAACGCAAGCACAAACAAAGCUUUAUGGCAUUGAUUUUAAUAAGGUUAGUGAAGCUUAAUGAGCUCUCUUCAACUCUCUUACACAACUUUUCCACUUGAACAUUCAUGAAAGAAGUUGUAGUAGGCGGUUUGAUAAGGAGACAUCCUGCGGGACAGCCUGCAAAGACCUAUAUGUUCUACGGUACAGGUUUGGACCGGUAUUCUGAAGACCGCAGUCCAUGCAGAAGAUGCAUGCUGUGACCCGCUCGAUGACUAAUCCGUCGUAAUACGGAACGGGAUGCUUGCAGCAAACCUGUUCGACAUCUCUAAACAUGGAUUCAAAUUUGAAAAUGUAUGUGCGUGUUUAAGUUAUAGACAAACUAGAAAUAAUAAAACUAAAUUUAAUAACAUUCUCUUAUAUAUGAUUAUUGGGGUUUUUCAAUAAACUAAUAGAAAAUGAUGUGGAUUGAUAAGGUAGAUCGACUUUAAUAAAACAUUCGCUUAUGAGUUUAGUAUAUAGACAAACAAAACAAAUAAACGAAUUAAUUAUAUAAGGACAAUAACUAAAAAUUUAUAAAAUUUAUUAAAGUAAGGACCAUACUGUUUUGUAAACUUAUCUAUUCUUCUAAUAACGUAAAACAUAUUUUUAAGUUUAUUUUGAUCCACUAAAGUUCUUUUAUUAGAUUGUUAAACGAAUUUUAAUCCACUCUACAAAAGAUAAUGUCAGCUCAAGUGGACGAAAAUAAAUAAACCAUAUGGAGAUCAACCUUAAUUGACAUUAAAAAGACCAAAAGA
Brassica rapa (field mustard) is the source of this 6026-nucleotide messenger RNA. RefSeq names its product transcription factor bHLH18. NCBI's taxonomy places the organism in Eukaryota, Viridiplantae, Streptophyta, Magnoliopsida, Brassicales, Brassicaceae. Gene Ontology annotation, molecular function: protein dimerization activity. The record is from RefSeq and is a predicted model, not a curated record.